GCGUGUGUGCGCGCGCGUUUGACCCCGGAAAUCAGAUGUCAUCGCUCGACGCGGCUAAUUUUAGAUGAUUACUGCUUCUCCUUCGGUGUUUCUCUGUGUGGAGAAUGCCAGCAGCGGCGGGGACCAGCCGCACCUCCUCUUCUUCCACCGGAUCCGCGGCGCCGCUGCCGCCGCCGCUGCCGCCGCUGCCCGCUCCCUCUGAGGAAGCCUCCGAGGACUGUCCGCUUCACGCUGUAGCUGGUAGGGACUGCAGUUGUGACUGAUCCGCCGCCUGAGCCUCCGUUGAUAGUAAAGGGAUAAAAUAGCCAAGAUGAUGUGCGAAGUGAUGCCCACCAUCAGCGAGGACACGGCGCUGAGCCAGCGCGGCUCGCAGAGCAGCGCCUCGGAUCCGGACUCCCACUUCGAGCAGCUGAUGGUCAACAUGCUGGACGAAAGGGACCGACUCCUGGAUACGCUGAGGGAGACCCAGGAGAGCCUGGGACUGGCUCAGCAGCAUCUGCAGGACGUGAUCUAUGACCGAGACUCCCUGCAGCGCCAGCUCAGCUCUGCCCUGCCACAGGAGUUUGCUGCGCUGACCAAGGAGCUGAAUGCCUGCAGGGAGCAGCUGCUGGAGAAGGAGGAGGAGAUCUCUGAACUCAAAGCUGAGAGGAACAACACCAGGUUACUUCUGGAACAUCUGGAAUGCCUGGUGUCCAGACACGAGCGGUCACUUCGAAUGACGGUGGUCAAGCGUCAAGCUCAGUCCCCCUCAGGGGUCUCCAGUGAGGUUGAAGUCCUCAAAGCACUUAAGUCCCUUUUUGAACACCAUAAAGCACUCGACGAGAAGGUCAGAGAGAGACUACGAGUGUCACUGGAGAGAGUCUCUGCCUUGGAGGAGGAGCUAACAGCAGCCAAUCAGGAGAUUGUGGCCUUACGAGAGCAAAAUGCUCACCUUCAGAGGAAAGUUGCGUCCGGUGAAGGAGGGGAUGACCUACUGGAGGGCAGCGAAACACAACAAAAGCUCCACGGCAAGCGUCUGUCGAAUGGCUCUCUGGAGUCGGCCCGCGAGGCGAGCCAGGUGGUGGAGCUGCAGGAUCUGCUGGAGAAGCAGAAUUACGAGCUGGCCCAGAUGAAGGAGCGCAUGUCCUCUCUGUCCUCCAGGGUGUCCGAGGUGGAGCAGGAACUGGAGACUGCCCGCAAAGACCUCAUCAAGUCAGAGGAGAUGAACAACAAGUACCAGAGAGACAUCAAAGAAGUCAUGUGCCAGAAGGAGGACAUGGAGGAACGCAUCGUCACGCUGGAGAAGCGCUACCUGAGCGCGCAGCGAGAAGCCACGUCUGUGCACGACAUCAACGACAAGCUGGAGAAUGAGUUGGCCAAUAAAGAAGCAUUCCUUAGACAGAUGGAGGAGAAGAACCGGCAGCUGCAGGAGAGGCUGGAGCUUGCAGAGCAGAAGCUGCAGCAGACCAUGAGGAAGGCGGAGACGCUGCCAGAGGUGGAGGCAGAACUGGCCCAGAGGAUAGCCGCCCUCACCAAGGCGGAGGAGCGUCACGGGAGCAUUGAGGAGCGAAUGAGGCACUUGGAGUGCCAGUUGGAGGAGAAGAACCAGGAGCUGCUCAGGGCACGGCAAAGAGAAAAGAUGAACGAAGAGCACAACAAGCGACUCUCAGACACGGUGGAUCGACUCCUCACCGAAUCGAACGAGCGCCUCCAGCUUCACCUGAAGGAGAGAAUGGCAGCUCUGGAAGAGAAGAACAUGUUAAUUCAGGACUCGGAUGGAUACAGAAAACAAUAUGAAGAGUCUAUACAUGAAAAAUCUCAGCUGGCAGAGGAGAUUGAGAAGCUGAGAUCGGAGCUCGACCAAUACAGACUGAGGGCGGGAUCCCUCACAGAACCCACGCUGUCUCGGUCUCAUCUUGACACAUCAGCUGAACUUCGUUUCUCGUUGGGAUCUCUGGCGGAAACCCAGUCGGACCAUUACCGCUCAGCCAAAGUCAUCCGCCGGCCGAGAAGGGGGCGAGUAGGUCUACGGGAAACAAAGGCAAAAUCGCUUGGCGAGCACGAAUGGCGCUCUCAGCAGCUUGGAGUUCUGGGAGGCCACCACUUUGAGAGCGACACCGAGAUGUCGGACAUCGACGAUGACGACAGGGAAACGUUAUUUAGCUCCAUGGACCUUCUCUCCCCCAGCGGCCACUCCGAUGCACAAACUCUGGCCAUGAUGCUCCAAGAGCAGCUGGAUGCCAUCAACAAGGAGAUACGGCUGAUCCAGGAGGAGAAGGAGUCGACAGAGCUGCGAGCGGAGGAGAUUGAGAACCGGGUGGCCAGCGUCAGCCUGGAAGGUCUUAACCUGGCUCGUAUGCACCACCAUGGAGCCUCCAUCACUGCCUCAGCCACCGCCUCCUCCCUGGCCUCAUCUUCCCCACCCAGCGGCCACUCCACCCCUAAACUAGACCCUAGAAGUCCGGCACGGGACAUGGAGCGCAUGGGAGUGAUGACUCUGCCCAGUGAUUUGAGGAAGCACAGGAGAAAGAUAGCGGCAGUGGACGAGGAUGGCCGAGAGGACAAGGCCACCAUCAAAUGCGAGACGUCACCUCCUCCGACGCCGCGCACCGUACGAAUGACGCACACACUGCCAGCCUCCUCGCACAACGAUGCACGAGGGAUUGUGGCUUCUCUGGAGGCUGAAGCCAGUGCCCUAAGUAGCGUAGCCAGCAGCCAAGACUCCCUGCACAAACAGCCGAAGAAGAAAGGGAUCAAAUCCUCCAUUGGACGAUUGUUCGGCAAAAAGGAAAAAGGCAGACUGGCACAUCUACACAGACAGGUCAUGGUAGAUCCACAAGCCACAAUGAUGGACCUCGACGGGUCGGGCCAGGACAUGGGGGUGGGCAAGUUGGGCACUCAGGCUGAGAAGGACCGCAGAUUGAAAAAGAAGCACGAGCUUUUGGAGGAGGCAAGGAGGAAAGGAUUACCGUUUGCGCAGUGGGACGGCCCCACAGUUGUAGCCUGGCUGGAGUUGUGGCUGGGAAUGCCAGCCUGGUACGUGGCGGCGUGCCGCGCCAACGUGAAGAGCGGCGCCAUCAUGUCUGCGCUUUCCGACACCGAGAUCCAGAGGGAGAUCGGAAUCAGCAACCCACUGCACAGGCUCAAACUUCGUCUGGCCAUCCAGGAGAUGGUCUCCCUCACCAGCCCCUCGGCCCCACCCACCACCAGAACCCCAUCAGGCAACGUAUGGGUGACCCAUGAGGAGAUGGAGACCCUGGCAGCACCUUCCAAAACGAAAUCAGAUUCUGAAGAGGGGAGCUGGGCGCAGACUCUGGCUUAUGGGGACAUGAACCAUGAGUGGAUAGGAAACGAGUGGCUGCCCAGUCUCGGACUACCUCAGUACCGCAGCUACUUCAUGGAGUGCCUGGUGGACGCCCGCAUGUUGGACCACCUCACCAAGAAGGACCUGAGGGUGCACCUCAAAAUGGUGGACAGCUUCCACAGAACAAGUUUACAGUACGGAAUCAUGUGUCUGAAGAAGCUCAACUAUGACAGAAAGGAGCUGGAGAGACGCAGGGAACAAAGUCAGCAUGAAAUAAGAGGCAAGAAUAAUCUUCAAACCGUUUCUGUCAUGAUGUUGAAUAUUGUUUUUUCACUAAAAUUAAUGUUUGCUUCUGCAGACGUGCUGGUGUGGAGUAACGAGCGGGUCAUCCGCUGGGUGCAGAGUAUAGGCCUGCGGGACUACGCCAACAUCCUGCUGGAGAGCGGCGUGCAUGGAGCUCUGGUUGCUCUUGAUGACAACUUUGACUACAGCAGCCUGGCUCUGCUUCUCCAGAUCCCCAACCAAAACACUCAGGCACGUCAGAUUUUGGAGCGAGAGUACAAUAAUCUGCUGGCUCUGGGCACUGACAGGAGACUGGAUGAGUGCGACGACAAAGACUUCCGGGGUCCCUCCUGGCGGAGACAGUUUCCUCCGCGGGACGUCCACGGUAUCAGUAUGAUGCCUGGGUCAGCAGAAACUCUUCCAGCUGGGUUCCGUCUCACUGCGACGUCCGGUCAUUCCAGAAGACUGCCCCCUGAUGUACUCUUUGAGGUGCUGGAUGACAGUCCUGACGACAUGUAUUUGGACUUGUUUCAAGUCGGACCAUCUGCGGUGCAGCGGCUGGACAGCUCAACGGUGAGAACCUACUCCUGCUGAGAGGAGGAAGCGGGGGACCUUAAACUGUACGCUCUACAGUUCUGAACCAACAGGCCGAUCUGCCGAGAAACAAUCCGAUGACACGCACUGCCAAGAAGCCCUGCUCUCCUCUCUGACCCCGUCCUCCAUGACUUGUAAUGCGGGCGCCCGACGCCGGUGCUAAACUCUCCUGCAGGAUGCCUCGUUGUCACCAUUUCUACCUUUUACAUGUAAAGUAACUUGUCAGAGCAUAAUGUACUGUGUAUUUCUUCUACAAGGAGAUGUGUAGGUUAUCUGUAAAUUCUUAUAAAUAUGCCAUUUUUAUUAUAUAUACACAAAACAUCUAUGUAUAAAAAGAUAUUAAGGGUUUGUGCAAAAAAAAAAAUGUCCCUACCACCUCAUUUAGUGGACCAUAGAUGAAUAUAUGCUGCUCUUUAAACUCUCCAUUAGACCCUUGUUCCUCUAGAUCAUUUUGAACAUAUGAUUUUAUUUUUUCAUUGUGCUAAUGAAAAGUUACGAUGAGCCUGUGCUGGACCUUAGAAGGGAAGAAACUCGAUGUUGUGCCAAGCUGCCCUCUAGUGGUGGGCCACUCCAACAACACGUGAUGGAGCUUUUCAGGAGGAUUUGUCGGCACACUGGAACAACAGAAGCACCUUCAUACAUCCGCAUCAACUCAGACUAUUUAGAAGCCAAGGACAAAACAAGACGCUCUCUGAAGGUGCACAACUUCCACUCGGAGAGCAUAAAAGCAUCCCAGACGUCACUUGUUACUGUACGUUUCAUCAGGCAGCACAUCAACACACUUACAGCCGAGCUGGCCUUUCUAUCCCCCCCUCCUGUUAAACAGAUGAAUUAACUGAAAGACAGACUGCUUUAGCUCAUAAUGUGUGUAGAGUGUUUAUGACCAUGUUGAAGUGAGGUGACUUAACGAUUAAAAGAAAAAAACCUGUUGCUUGCUGUGACUGCCAUUUGGGUGUAAAUGUUCUUCGUUUCAGUCAGUUGUCAGGCCUGUUUGUCUUUGCGUUGUUUCGGACGGACAGCAAACGUCUUAUAUGUUUUCACAUUUGCACGAAUGAGGAUUCAUUUUGUUUCCGAUUCUUUUCUCUUUUUUAUUUAUUACUUCUUGUACUUUGGUCAAAACUAAGUGGUGAGCAAACAAGUUUUCAUUGUCAAUAAAAAAAAACGGUUAGUGA
Molecule: messenger RNA, 5331 nt
Organism: Poeciliopsis prolifica (blackstripe livebearer)
Lineage: Eukaryota; Metazoa; Chordata; Actinopteri; Cyprinodontiformes; Poeciliidae
Gene: ppfia2
Product: PTPRF interacting protein alpha 2
Exons: 31
Coding region: 311-4159 (1282 amino acids)
Biological process (GO): synapse organization
Cellular component (GO): presynaptic active zone
Molecular function (GO): protein binding
Source: RefSeq, a predicted model, not a curated record